Molecule: messenger RNA, 2831 nt
Organism: Daldinia caldariorum
Lineage: Eukaryota; Fungi; Ascomycota; Sordariomycetes; Xylariales; Hypoxylaceae
Product: acetolactate synthase mitochondrial precursor
Exons: 5
Coding region: 289-2376 (695 amino acids)
Biological process (GO): L-valine biosynthetic process
Cellular component (GO): acetolactate synthase complex; mitochondrion
Molecular function (GO): flavin adenine dinucleotide binding; magnesium ion binding; thiamine pyrophosphate binding
Source: RefSeq, a predicted model, not a curated record
GUUUCAAUGAAUUGGAUUUUGUUCUAUGACUCUUGAACUGACCCAAUAAAUCUUCCUAUAAUCGUAACAUCUCUUACCAUUGAUCAGUCAACUUCUCCUAACAAAGGGUUGCAGGAGAAUAGUGUUUGAGUUAUAUCUCAUCACAGACUGACAUACUGAUUUUGGCUUGUUGAUACCCUCAUACCCUUAGAAACUCUCGUUUGGUUGAUUGUACCAUUUAAUUUUUAUCUCCUUUUCUUCGUAAUUUAUCAUCCACCAUCCACCAACCUUCUUUGCCUUCUUUGUGCCAUGCUUCGUACACGACAAGCUGGCCAAGCCUUCAAGGCUUUGGGUCAAGCUUCACGACAACAACGCCGAUUCCUCACCAACUCGUCUAUCUCUUCCGCUGUUCAGACCAAGAAGAAUGCGCCUGCAGGCGUCAGAAAUCAAGCCACCUCGGCUCAAUCACCUGCCCAGGUUCGAAGUGCACCCGCUCCCGCAUUCAAUACAGCCAGCACAAAAGACCGAAGUCAUGUUCAGCCCUUGGUCAACCCUCGAGCCCCCGAGAUGGACGAGUCGUUCAUUGGAAAGACUGGAGGAGAGAUCUUCCAUGAGAUGAUGUUGAGGAGGGGCGUUAAACACAUCUUUGGUUACCCCGGUGGAGCUAUUCUACCCGUGUUUGAUGCCAUUUACAACUCGAAACAUUUCGAUUUCAUCCUGCCAAAGCAUGAACAAGGCGCUGGACAUAUGGCCGAGGGCUAUGCGCGUGCUUCUGGAAAACCUGGUGUCGUACUGGUCACUUCUGGCCCGGGUGCCACAAAUGUCAUCACUCCCAUACAGGAUGCCAUGUCCGAUGGUGUGCCACUGGUUGUUUUCUGCGGUCAGGUUCCUACGCCUGCUAUUGGCAGUGAUGCUUUCCAAGAGGCCGACGUCAUAGGAAUAUCGAGAUCUUGCACCAAGUGGAACGUCAUGGUUAAAAACAUUGCUGAACUCCCACGACGUAUUAACGAGGCCUUCGAUAUCGCUACUAGCGGACGCCCAGGUCCCGUACUUGUCGAUCUGCCUAAAGAUGUUACCGCUGGCGUUCUCCGAAGGGCCGUCCCUGCAGAGUCAGCCAUCCCCGGCUUACCUAGUGCAGCAUCCCGCGCCGCUAUGGAGCUUUCCCAGAAACAGCUCCAGGCUUCUCUUCGCCGCGUGGCUGAUUUGGUGAACAUCGCCAAGAAGCCCGUCAUCUAUGCCGGCCAGGGAGUUGUUUCGUCGAUUGGUGGACCAGAGAUCCUUAAGGAGCUCGCCGAUAAGGCCUCGAUACCUGUUACUACGACUCUCCUCGGUCUUGGCGCUUUUGACGAGCUGGAUGAGAAGUCUCUCUACAUGCUUGGCAUGCACGGCUCUGCGUCCGCCAAUAUGUCGAUCCAGACGGCUGAUCUUAUCAUUGCUCUCGGUGCCCGUUUUGACGACCGUGUAACCAUGAAUAUCACCAAAUUUGCACCUGCGGCCAAGGCUGCCGCUGCCGAGGGACGUGGUGGUAUUGUGCAGUUUGAGGUCAUGCCAAAGAACAUCAACAAGGUUGUACAAGCAACCGAGGCUAUUGAGGGCGAUGUAGCAGAGAACAUACGACAGCUUCUUCCCCUAAUUAACAUCAAGAGCAUGUCGGAUCGUAAAGAGUGGUUUGACCAGAUCAACUCGUGGCGGGAGAAGUGGCCUAUGAACGACUUCGAGCGAACCGAGCGAGCAGGCAUGAUCAAACCGCAGGUCCUAAUCGAAGAACUCAGCAAGUUGACGGCCGACCGAAAGGAGCACACGAUUCUCACGACAGGUGUCGGUCAGCACCAAAUGUGGACAGCACAGCAUUUUAGGUGGAGACACCCUCGCACUAUGAUUACAUCCGGAGGCCUCGGCACUAUGGGAUACGGACUUCCCGCUGCCAUUGGUGCCAAAGUUGCUCGACCCGAUGCUCUUGUUAUCGAUAUCGAUGGUGACGCUUCGUUCAACAUGACCCUCACAGAACUCUCUACCGCUGCCCAAUUCAACAUCGGCGUUAAGGUUAUCGUCCUUAACAACGAGGAGCAGGGUAUGGUGACUCAGUGGCAAAACCUCUUCUACGAGGACCGAUACGCCCACACGCACCAGAAGAAUCCCGACUUCAUGAAGCUGGCUGACGCUAUGGGUGUCCAACACAGAAGACUCGUUAAACCUGAGGACACAGUAGGAUGCUUAGAAUGGCUUAUCAAUACCGAUGGCCCUGCAUUCUUAGAGGUGAUAACAGACAAGAAGGUGCCUGUGCUUCCCAUGGUACCUGCAGGAUCAGGUUUACACGAAUUUUUAGCAUGGGACAGUGAAAAGGAUAAGAAACGCAGAGAGCUUAUGCGCACUCGUACUUGCGGAUUACAUAGCUAAUUAUGUGUUUUACGUGGAAUUUACUGCAUCGGAAGUUAGCGAUUGUGUUUUAUUUGGGACAAUUAUGGAGGGAAGUAGCUAAAGAAGGAUGUGCGGCCACAAUAAAAAGGGAAAAGCUGAGUCCGGUGAAGAGACGGAACCGAAAAGUGAUUUUUUCUAGCCUGCAUCUGGCAUCCUUGUCAGGAACGUCCUGGCAAAUAGUUGGCGUUGCUAUCGGUGCAUACUUGACCGUCCUUUUACGUGUAUAUAAUUUGCAUUUUGAGUUCGAAUUUCGAGGUUUGCGAGGACAAUGAUACCGUUAUCAUACCCCUGGCGAACAGUAUGCCAAUAUUGGCGGAGUGAUUUCCGAUAUACCUUAGGUAGUUUCGUCCAUAUACAUGCAAUGAUUCUAAACUCUACAGCUGAAAUAGUCAUCGAGCCUAGGUUUUAUUUCUUAGAAGCUCCUUAUAUCCUCC